Molecule: messenger RNA, 945 nt
Organism: Schistocerca cancellata (South American locust)
Lineage: Eukaryota; Metazoa; Arthropoda; Insecta; Orthoptera; Acrididae
Product: UDP-glycosyltransferase UGT5-like
Exons: 3
Coding region: 141-623 (160 amino acids)
Molecular function (GO): UDP-glycosyltransferase activity
Source: RefSeq, a predicted model, not a curated record
AGUUGAAACAAAAAGUUCUGUGGAAACUUGAGACAGAAUCUCUGCCAAAUCAACCUGCUAAUGUGAAGAUUAGCAAAUGGUUGCCACAGAGUGACAUUCUCGCUCACAAAAAUCUGAAGUUCUUUAUCACUCAUGGAGGAAUGAUGAGUAUUCAAGAAGCCCUUCACUUUGCUGUCCCACUUCUUAGAGUUCCUAUACAUGGUGAUCAAGAACCAAACUUGUUGAAAGUGCAAAGUCUUGGAUAUGGAAUUAUGCUUCUGCUUAAUAACAUCACUGAAAAAUCAUUUCAAUGGGCAGUAAAUGAGCUACUUCUGAAUCCAAGAUAUGUAGAGAAUGCGAGAAAGUAUUCAAAACUGUUUCAUGACCGUCCACAAAAACCCCUGGAUACAGCUGUCUACUGGACAGAAUAUGUUUUACGUCACAAGGGAGCCUACCACAUGAGGUCUGGGGCACUGGAUCUGACAUGGUACCAAUACUUCCUACUAGAUGUCAUCUUCUUCCUACUGGUUUGCAUUUUAAGUGCAUUACUGGUAAUGACAAUAACAAUAAAAUAUGUUGUUAAGUACAUCUUUGGUACCAAACAUUCAGCUUCUGAGAAGAAGAAAAGUGCAAAAAAUGACUAGGUUUUUGACAUUUAAAGAAAAAUAUUGAUGAUUUUUUGGCAGUAAGACAGUACAUAUAAAAUAAUUUAUGUUUGACUGGCAUUUUCAAUGAUCAACAAGAUCACAUAUCUAACAAAAUUUACAAAGCUGUGAUUAUUUGAAUGAAAAAUGUGUACACAUGUGCUAACUACUGAACAUUGUGCUUUACAUAUUACUAUGAUAGCAUUCUAUCACUUGGUAUAAAAUUUUGAAUUUCAUAACAUGAACUGCAGAAGGCAUAUGUAAUUACCUAGUUAUGAUUGUCUGAUUAUUUACAAAGGCUUUAAUACAUUUAUUACACUUU